AUUGAGGCUGAGCUAGAUGCGUUGGACGAAGCGCGAAAUGCGAAAUCCAUUGAUGCUCAGGAAGCGCUGCAAUGCUGGGAGACUCUGUCGGAGAAUGCCAAAGUCGUUGACAGCAUCGAGAGCAAGUUGCUGCAAAAGCUUGAAGACAGUCAGACUGUUCUGGAAGAUAAACCAAGCGAUCGCGUCCUCGAGGCGUAUAAAGAAUUCCUGAAAGGAACAGCUUUGGGGGCAACUCAGGAGAACCCAUUGGAUCUUAUCGCGGGUCGCGCUAGCGAAUUUCUAGACUCCAAGAUUGACCUUGUUACACUUCAGAAGCCAUUGGAGACGGAUCAUCUAUCGCGCCUGCUGCGGGAUCACUGGCUGCUCAAGAAGCGGGAUGCUACCAACUUUCUUGACCGCACAGCCCUGUACAGGAACUCACACAUCGUCCGGACUGUCGCCACCUUAGACCUGAUUCUUGCUACCGUCUUGCGUGUCGCCGCGAUUGUGACUCUUUACCUGGUCUCCAGCCCGGAAGCGAAGUUGGGUCUUGUGGCGAUGUUCACUCUGCUGUCUGCUGCGAGUGUUGCAUUGUGUACCAACGCGAAAAGAGCUGAGGUCUUCGCUGCUACAGCGUCGUAUGCAGCGGUGCUA
Macroventuria anomochaeta is the source of this 633-nucleotide messenger RNA. RefSeq lists its product as uncharacterized. Lineage: Eukaryota; Fungi; Ascomycota; Dothideomycetes; Pleosporales; Didymellaceae. The annotation marks the transcript as partial. The record is from RefSeq and is a predicted model, not a curated record. The transcript is spliced from 2 exons.